Messenger RNA from Paramecium octaurelia, 1360 nucleotides. NCBI's taxonomy places the organism in Eukaryota, Ciliophora, Oligohymenophorea, Peniculida, Parameciidae. The record is from the annotation of a GenBank genome assembly.
AUGAAAAAAUUCUUUUCAAAAUUAUUGUGUCAAUGCAAUAGUGAUGAUCAUCAUCCAAAUGAUCAUGAUAAAUAAUAGAUUUCAGAUACCAACGGGAGUUCAAUUAUUGUUCAAAAUCAUUAUUUAUAAACCUCAAAUCUAUAAAGAAAUUCAAGCUUAUAGGUAUUACUUUCUUAAAUUUCUCAUGACGAUUUUGAAUUUCAAACCAAUUUAUAACAAAAACUAUUAUUCAUUUGCAAGAAAACUCAGAAAUAAUUCACUUAUCAAGAGGAUGACUAUAAAGUUAACCAUAAGAACAUUUUUGAUUUAUAUUAUUAGAAGACAAUCAAAUAUGAUCUAAAUUUAAGAUAUAUAGCACCUCAUUAGCUUUGUAAAUAUAUAGCUAAAAGAUGUAUUGAAACUGAUUAUAUGCUCGAAAUUAAUUCAUAAUUUAAUCAGCAUUCAAUAUAAGUAGAUUGUUUUACUAUCUUUUUAGUUUGCCAUUGCCGGAAUAUUCGUUAUUUCUAUUGAAACAAACACUAAAAAUGCAACUUUAGGUUACCAGAAUGUUGUUUAAUAUGAUUUACAAAAUAAAAUUGACAUCAUAAAUGGGGAAUUCACAUAAUUAGGAGGAACAUUUGAGUCAAAUGAUGGUAUCUUUAUCAAUCUAUGCAACUAUGAAAAACUAAAAUAGGGAGAUCAUUUUACAAAAACUAUUUAGAAGUGUUUCGCAAGUAAUCCUAACAUUAUUAUCAUCACGAAUCAAAAAAAGACAAAUUUUUUAUAUAAUGCAAUAAACGAUUUUGUUUAUUUUGAGAGUCAGAAGAUCAUAAUAAAUGAUGUCCACAUUUUCACUAUUUAUUAUUUUGGAAAAUAUUGCAAUAUUCAGUAAUAAGAAUUAAUUGAAGAAAUCUAGAAGAUAUUUCCUUAUAAUUCUAACUAAUAGUAUGAUUUAAGUGCAUCUAUCAGAAAUAUUUUGAUUGAAUUAUUUUAAACUGUUAAUUGCUCAAAAAUACUCUCUGUACUUUUAUUAACCUUAAAUUAAAUUAAUGAUAAAUCAGAAAUAUUUAAUAUCUUUCUAAAGGAACUAGAAAAGCAAAAGAUUUUUUCGUAAGAGAGAUUAAAGCAAGUAAUAAUAUAAUCUACUUAGAUUUAUAUUUAAGGAGCCACCUCACCCAGUACAAUUAAAUAUCACAAUCAUCCAAGUUCAGUGAAUAGAAUUAUUCAAGGUAAAGAAUUAUAGUUAUUAUUAAUAGAAGCUUCAUAAUCAUAGUCUUAAAGUUAAGCAUCGUUUAAUAUUAUGCUUCCUUCUUAGUUAAGAAAUUCUGGAUAUAGUUCAUUCGAAUAGUAAGCCUAAUCAGCAAAAUUUAAGGAUGAAUGA